GAAACACCCGCAGACCGGACAUUUGAAGCCACCACCAAUAGAUAAGAAAAAACAGUCCACCUCGCCGCCGCCGAGAAGAUGGGCGAGCGGCGGUACACCGAGCAGGAGGAGGCCCUCGAGAUCAAGUCCCUCCGCCGCAUCAUCGCCGCCUACGCCAACUAUCAAGAUGCAGCAGAAAGGGAUGUCAAGAGAUAUGAACAAUCAUUCAAAAUGCUUCGUCCUGCCCACAAGGAACUUCUUUUCCACCUUGGUCUGAAGUACCAAAGACUGAGAUGGUGCAUAUCCAUUAAUGCAGCUUUUAUGAUGAACAUGCUUGAGGCAUUUGAACCUCCUUUUGACAUGAGUCAGUAUGUAGAUGAUGAUGGUCAUGAUUAUCCAGUGAACAUGCAUGAACAUAGUCAGGCGGAUUGUGCUCAUUCCAGUGAGAGGGAUGAUUGCUCGAGAAUAUCUAUCUCUAGAAGCAGUUCCUUAUUGCAUGAGCAGCAUGAUUGCCCCAUAGAAGAUACCAGGACCCAUGAAUCUUCAAGAGAAACUGACAGUAAGAAGGAUGAGGAAGAUCACAUGGCAGGCUGUUCCCAGUCUGUUGGCAACAACUUGGGAGUGUCCCAAGGUGGAGGUGUACCAUGUAAUGAUGAUAAAGAUGCGAGUACAGCAGCUUAUUGCAAAGAUAAAGAUUGCUCUGCAUCUUCUUCUGUUGGACAUGUAACACCACGACACUGCACAGCUUCAUUGUUCAAGUUGAAUGUUCCUCCAAUUGAUGUUGACAAGGUAAGAUGCAUCGUAAGAAAUAUCGUGAGAGAUUGGGCUCAGGAGGGUCAAAAGGAACGUGAUGAGUGCUUUAAGCCCAUUCUCGAGGAGCUUAAUCGUCUUUUUCCUAACCGGAGCAAGCAGAGGCCCCCUUCAUGUCUAGUCCCUGGUGCUGGGCUUGGGAGAUUGGCUCUGGAGAUCUCUUCUCUGGGUUUUGCAAGCCAGGGGAAUGAGUUCUCAUAUUACAUGCUGAUUUGUUCAAGUUUCAUCCUGAACCACGCCCAAGAGGCCAAUGAAUGGACUAUAUAUCCUUGGAUACACAGCAACUGCAAUUCUCUUUCAGACAAUGAUCAACUUCGGCCUGUUUCAUUUCCUGAUAUUCAUCCCUCAAGUGCUGGUAUCACAGAGGGAUUUUCUAUGUGCGCUGGGGAUUUUGUAGAGGUCUACAGCGAGGAAAGCCAAGAAACUGCAUGGGAUGCUGUUGUAACGUGCUUCUUCCUGGAUACGGCACACAAUAUUGUUGAAUAUAUUGAGAUUAUAUCAAAAGUUCUCAAGGAUGGUGGGGUCUGGAUAAACUUGGGUCCGCUUCUUUAUCACUUCGCUGAUUCAUAUGGGCCAGAUGAUGAUAUGUCUAUUGAGUUAAGUUUGGAAGAUGUGAAAAAGGUCGCUUACCAUUAUGGGUUUGUGAUGGAGGUAGAGAAUAUGAUAGACACCACUUACAGUGCAAAUAUGAGAGCAAUGAUGCAGAAUCGAUACCGUGCAGCAUUCUGGACAAUGAGGAAGAAUGCAUCUCGGUCAAAAGCUCAGAAGCGUCAGUGAAGCGAACAUCAAUCCAUGCUGUGUAAUUAGUGGCAUACAAGCUAUUAGGCUAUCGAACAGCCCAUGGUGAUAAUUAUCCAAGACGGGACAACUAGGAUGACCAGUUCGCGCCAACAUUUUUCACAAUUGUGCUCAAACUCCACAUCGAACUGUGCAGUGAUUACUUUGAUAAACUCAUCAGAGAAGCUGCCUGAUUUGCAUAGAAUUUGCUUGGCAUUACGUAGGAAACAGUGAAGUCCGUUUACUCGGACCAUGUGAUGCAAGUGGCGUAGGAAAAAAUAUGAGCUAGUGUAUAAUUAGUUGGAUCGGGGGACUGGUGACACAAGAUAUAUUGUUGGUAGAACCGCAACGUUGAUUUCUAAAGCGGCAAGCGAUUGAGGUGUAACUUCUGAACUGUAUUGUACUUCAGUUUCUUUUGUUCUGUCCACUUUGGUUACGAUAGAUGGAAUCAGCAUUUGGAUGGUUCAGUGGCAAAUUUGCAGUU
Molecule: messenger RNA, 2050 nt
Organism: Phragmites australis (common reed)
Lineage: Eukaryota; Viridiplantae; Streptophyta; Magnoliopsida; Poales; Poaceae
Exons: 18
Coding region: 79-1566 (495 amino acids)
Molecular function (GO): S-adenosylmethionine-dependent methyltransferase activity
Source: RefSeq, a predicted model, not a curated record